AUGCUUCGGGUGUAUAUACAGCUUGUGAGGCCCCACACCUCUCUCUUCUCUUCUAGCUGCAACCCCUUUGCUGCUUUUGUUGCAGGACGUGCUUCAACAGCUUCCGUUGCUGCUGCUCCCGCUGCUGCUGCUGCUGCUGCUGCUGCUGCUUCAGAUCGCUCUGGGGCUCUGCCUAGGGUUUCCUUCUGCACACAGCAACAGCGCUCGCUGCUGCUGUGUCAGAGAGUGCAGCAGCAGCAACACCAGCUGCUGCAGCAGCACUUGCUGCAGCAGAAGCAGCAGCAACAGCUGCAGCAGAAGCAGCAGCAACAGCUGCAGCAACAAUACCUUCUGCUGCACACGCACACAAAAGGAAGGGCAGAUAAGGCAACCGACGCAGCUAACAACAGCAACAGCAGCAGCAGCAGCAGCAGCAGCAACGGCACUGACAAAAGCAGCAGCAGCACCCAGGGCAGCAGCAGCAGCAGCAGCAGCAGCAGCAGCACGGAGCCUUCUGCAGCGAAAAUGACACGACAGAGGAGGGUAUACGGAGAAACGCAGUCCAAGCAUCAGCAACCCUCCAGUCUAAAUUUUAUGAA
This is a messenger RNA of Eimeria acervulina, 578 nucleotides long. RefSeq lists its product as hypothetical. NCBI's taxonomy places the organism in Eukaryota, Apicomplexa, Conoidasida, Eucoccidiorida, Eimeriidae. The annotation marks the transcript as partial. The record is from RefSeq and is a predicted model, not a curated record. The transcript is spliced from 2 exons.